UGUUUCACUUUGUAAAACCCUUGAGGCUUAAACCCUAGCCUCCACCUCUGCUCUGCUCAACCCCUUAAACCCUAAAACUUCUUUUUCUUCUUCUUCUCUCUCUCACUCUCUCUCAUGGCUUCCCUUACCUUGAAGAAGAAUUAUCGGUGCGUGCCUUCACUUGAACAAUUCUACACAGGUGGGCCGUUCGCCGUCUCAUCAGACGGCUCAUUCAUCGCCUGCGCCUGCGAUGAAUCGAUCAGAAUCGUCGAUUCAUCGAACGCGUCGAUAAGGUCGACCAUCGACAGCGACUCAGAAGCUCACACGGCCUUGGCGCUUAGCCCAGACGACAAAUUGCUCUUCUCCGCCGGCCACAGUCAUCAGAUUAGAGUCUGGGAUUUGUCCACCCUCAACAACGUCCGUUCUUGGAAGGGACAUAAUAGUCCAGUGAUGGCUAUGGCUUGCCAUGUGUCGGGGGGAUUGCUUGCUACUGCAGGGGCUGAUGGGAACGUCUUUGUUUGGGACGUCGAUGGUGGCUUUUGCACUCACUCCUUCAAGGGUCACAAAGGGGUUGUUUCUAGUAUUAUGUUCCAUCCUGAUCCGGAUAAAUUACUGUUUUUCUCUGGAGGUGCUGAUGCAACAGUACGAGUGUGGGAUCUUUUGACCAAGGAAUGUCUUGCAACUUUUAGAAAACAUGAGUCAGCAGUAACUUCUAUGGCUAUAUCUGAGGAUGGAUGGAUCUUGCUCACUGCUGGAAGAGAUAAGGUUGUAAACUUGUGGGAUCUUCAUGACUAUGGUUUCAAAAAGACUGUGUUAACAUAUGAGGUACUUGAAGCUGUUUGUACAAUUCACUCUGGAAGCCCCUUUGCUUCAAGCCUGGCUUUAUUCUCUCAGCGAAGUGGGAAGAAAGCAAGUGGUUCGUCAGAAAUUCAUUUUAUCACAGUUGGUGAACGUGGGAUUGUAAGAAUAUGGAACUCUGAAAGGGCAGUUUGCUUGUUUGAGCAAAAGUCAUCAGAUAUUACUGACAGCUCAGACAUGGAUAGGGGCUUCACUUCUGCAGUUAUGCUGCCUUUUGAUCAAGGGUUGCUUUGUGUGACUGCUGAUCAGCAGUUUCUUUUCUAUUCCCCAGUAGAAAACCCAGAAGAGAUGUUUAAAUUAAUCCUAAGCAGAAGACUUGUAGGAUACAAUGAAGAGAUUGUGGAUAUGAAAUUUUUAGGUGAAGAGGAACAGUUUCUGGCGGUUGCCACAAAUCUUGAACAGGUACGAGUGUAUGACCUAACGGCCAUGUCAUGUUCUUAUGUAUUGGCUGGUCAUACUGAAACUGUUCUAUGCCUUGACACCUGUGUAUCAAGUUCUGGAAGAACACUUAUUGUAACAGGAAGUAAGGAUAACAAUGUUAGACUGUGGGAAUCUGAAAGCAGAUGUUGCGUUGGAGUUGGUGUAGGUCAUAUGGGAGCUGUUGGAGCCGUAGCUUUCUCAAAGAAGCAGAAGAACUUCUUUGUUAGCGGUAGUAGUGAUCGUACACUAAAAGUGUGGAGUUUGGAUGGUCUCUUAGAUGGGGUCGAACAACCACUUAAUUUAAAAGCAAAGGCAGUUGUAGCGGCUCAUGAUAAGGAUAUUAAUUGUCUAGCUGUUGCACCAAAUGAUAGCUUAGUUUGCAGUGGUUCUCAGGAUCGCACUGCUUGCAUUUGGAGGCUUCCAGAUCUGGUAUCUGUAGUUGUACUUAAAGGGCAUAAAAGGGGAAUUUGGUCGGUAGAGUUUUCUCCCGUUGAGCAAUGUGUCAUAACUGCAUCUGGUGAUAAAACGAUAAAGAUUUGGUCAAUAUCUGAUGGUUCAUGCUUGAAAACAUUUGAAGGGCAUACAUCAAGUGUAUUAAGAGCGUCCUUUCUUACUCGUGGGACCCAAUUUGUUUCUUGCGGUGCUGAUGGUCUGGUAAAGCUAUGGACAGUGAAAACCAAUGAGUGCAUUGCUACAUAUGAUAAGCACGAGGACAAGGUUUGGGCACUGGCAAUUGGGAAGAAGACAGAAAUGCUUGCUACUGGUGGCAGUGAUGCUGUCAUUAAUUUGUGGUAUGAUUGUACUUCUGAUGACAAAGAGGAGGCUUUCCGUAAAGAGGAGGAAGGGGUUCUGAAAGGUCAAGAAUUGGAAAAUGCUGUAUCAGAUGCUGACUACACUAAAGCAAUCCAAAUUGCAUUUGAACUUCGCAGGCCUCAUAAACUUUUUGAAUUGUUUGCUGAACUUUUCAGGAAGAGAGAGGCUGAAAUUCAGAUGGAUAAAGCUCUUAAUGCCAUUGGCCAGGGAGAGUUUCGUUUACUGUUUGAAUAUGUUCGAGAAUGGAAUACAAAGCCAAAGCUCUGUCAUGUUGCACAAUUUGUGCUUUUCAGAGUUUUCAACAUCCUUCCUCCAACAGAGAUCAUUGAGAUAAAAGGCAUAGGGGAACUCCUUGAAGGUCUCAUACCAUAUUCUCACAGGCAUUUUAGCAGGAUAGACAGGCAUGUAAGAAGCACAUUUUUGUUGGACUAUACUCUGACAGGAAUGUCAGUUAUUGAACCCGAAAUUAAUGCCAAGGAAAGGGAAGAAGACGAGUCUUUGAUGCACUCUGAUGUGAAGGAUCUGGAUGACAUGAUUUUGACAGAAAAUUUUGAUUCAGAGCAAAACCAGACUUCCGAAGAACCAAAGGUGUCUUUGAAGAAACGGAAAUCAAAGAAAUCUAAAGAGAGUUCAAGUAAGAAGGUUAAGGGUGUGGCAUACACUAAGGUUGAUGCUAUUUCAUUACAGGCAUGAAAGGUAUCAGAUGCUUUCGAUCUGUUUCUGUAUUUUUUAUUUUCUGAUUGGGAAAGUGUCUUCGGUUCCUUCACAUGGUUUUGCCUUCCCCUGUCCUUGCCUACAGGCCUUGUUCGAUCCAAUUGUAAAAUAUGUGCCUUUGUUCUUUCAUCUUCUUCUUCUUCCUUUUUUAACCUUGAUCAUUUUUUUGGUUUAACAAUGAUCAUAGGAAUACUUGGCACACUGAAACAUAAUGUAGUGAAUUUUGAUAUGUAGGAUUCAAUACUUUAAAGUAGUUUAAAUUUAUGGAAUUUGUGCUAUGGCUUUAAAGCUUCCCAAAUCUUUCACAGUUGUAAGAUUAAACAAUUUUAAUAUGUUUAGUACAUAAUGUGAAAGGUUAAAUUUUUCUUGA
Molecule: messenger RNA, 3154 nt
Organism: Quercus robur (English oak)
Lineage: Eukaryota; Viridiplantae; Streptophyta; Magnoliopsida; Fagales; Fagaceae
Product: protein TORMOZ EMBRYO DEFECTIVE
Exons: 14
Coding region: 115-2763 (882 amino acids)
Biological process (GO): endonucleolytic cleavage in 5'-ETS of tricistronic rRNA transcript (SSU-rRNA, 5.8S rRNA, LSU-rRNA); endonucleolytic cleavage to generate mature 5'-end of SSU-rRNA from (SSU-rRNA, 5.8S rRNA, LSU-rRNA)
Cellular component (GO): small-subunit processome; nucleolus; 90S preribosome
Molecular function (GO): U3 snoRNA binding; protein binding
Source: RefSeq, a predicted model, not a curated record